This is a messenger RNA of Didymodactylos carnosus, 1230 nucleotides long. The record is from the annotation of a GenBank genome assembly. Lineage: Eukaryota; Metazoa; Rotifera; Eurotatoria; Philodinida; Philodinidae.
AUGCACCCAGCGUUUCUGCCUUAUGCUAAACAUUUAGACCCCGGAUGUGAAAAACCACCAAAUGGCGGAUAUGCGCCAGGCAUUGAUGCGAUGGUUCCUUGUACUGUUCUUCUGAUUAUUCUUUUAUAUACUUUCGAACUUCAUUUAAACGGCUCACAACCACUAAUAUACACGUGUGAUGUUACAGCUCCAUGUGGUUGCUCUUCUAAACCAGUCAUAUUAUCAUCAUCCUCAAGAAUUAUUGGUGGUGAAAAUUCUCAGAUUGGUAGUUGGGGAUGGAUUGUGUCGUUACAGUCAGAUGAUGAACACUUUUGUGGAGGCUCAAUUAUUUCACCAAGUCAUAUUUUAACAGCUGCACAUUGCAUUAACUACUUUGAAGCGUUAGGAACUGUUACAGUACAUGCUGGGAUACACAAUAAAACAGCGGGUGGUCAAAUUCGAACUAUCGCAGUUGUAUUGAUUCAUCCAGAUUAUAAUCACUUUUCGUUGGAAAAUGAUAUCGCCAUACUUCAUUUAUCUGUUCCACUAGAUAUGACUGAUCCAUUAGUCACUCAGGUUUGUUUACCCAAACUUGAUCUGGUCAAUCUCGCCACUGAAGAAUAUCCCUUACCUGGGACGAAGUUGAUUGAAAUCGGGUGGGGUAUUAUGAACAAGACAAAUUUAUUCGAGUUUGAGUUACCAGAUGAAUUACAGCAAGGAAUAACCUUUGCUCUGAACGUAUCCGAUGCUAUCUGUAAGGAUGCAAUGGAUCUUACGGGGUUCAAUGCAGCAGAUGCUCACACGCAGUUUUGCGCAUAUGCUGUAGGAGGUAGAAAAGGAGCUUGUCAAGGUGAUAGCGGUGGGCCUAUUAUGCUGUAUGAUGUUUCACAUCAGCGUUGGGAGGAAGUCGGUGUUGUUAGUUAUGGCAAUCCUGAAUGUGCUCAAUUGAAUUAUGCGACAGUUUACACACGUGUUGCAUAUUAUCUUGAUUUCAUUCAAUUCGGAUUGAAUACUACAGCAACUACCAGUACAACCACAUCCCUAACAACGACAUUUUCAUCAACUGUCUCUACUAUAUCCACCACGCUGAAAGAGACCACAACGGCUAUUGGAAACUGCAUACAAUUGAAUUUAGUACUAUUUACUAUCAGUCUCACUAACUUCUAUAUGAUCUAUAUUCCCUUGACUGAAAGUCUAGGGUCAUAUGAAAUAAAUGUCGGCGUCGGCAUCGGCGUCGGCGUCCGCAUGUGA